Messenger RNA from Staurois parvus, 453 nucleotides. Lineage: Eukaryota; Metazoa; Chordata; Amphibia; Anura; Ranidae. The record is from the annotation of a GenBank genome assembly.
CUGGGCCCCCAGGCGGAGUGGCGGGUGCCGGGCCCCCAGGCGGAGGGGCGACGGGCGCCGGGCCCCCAGGAGGGACGACGGGCGCCGGGCCCCCGGGCGGAGGGGCGCCGGCCCCCAGGAGGGGCGACGGGCAUUGGGCCCCCAGGCAGAGCGGCGGGCACCAGGCCCCCAGGAGGGGCGACGGGCAUUGGGCCUCCAGGCAGAGCGGCGGGCACCGGGCCCCCAGGAGGAGCGGCAGGCACCGGGCCCCCAGGCAGAGUGACAGGCAUCAGGCCCCCAGGCGGGGCGGCGGGCGCCGGGCCCCCAGGCGGAGCGGCGGGCACCGGGUCAUCAGGCACGACAACGGGCAUCGGGUCACCAGGCAUCAGGUCAUUUGGCUCGCCAGCGGGCACCGCGUCAUCUGGCAAGGCAGUGGGCACCGAGUCACCAGGCACGACAGUGGCGGGCACCGCG